AUGGAAGCGAUUCCGGUUAGCGAGGAACAGCCGGAACAGCCAGUUGAUGAAAAGUGUUCUGCCACUGACGCUGUUGCGUCAACAGACUGCAUCGAUAGCGGAAAAGAAACGACUGAAAUGAGCAAACCCACAACCCCAGUUCCGAUGCGGCUUAGUGAGGUCCUGCCACAGGGUGGGCCGUCACUUUCGAAGGAAUGCCAAGAACACGAUGUGUCCACGGAAUCAAGCAUAAUAGACAGCUCUCCCGAAAAAGAGCCUUCAUCGACAGUUAAGACCAAAGAAGGGAUCUUCAAAAGUCCCGAAAUAGAGGUAUUCUCUAUAGAUGACGAGGAGGAGCAAGAGGAAGAGGAUGUUGAUGAUGAGGAGGAAGAAGAGCCUGAGUACGAUGAAAUGGAUGAGGACGAAGAGAUUUACGUGGAGGAGAAGGAUCGCACCGUCGUGAGCGAGUCGUCCGAUGGGGCUGCAUCCAAGCUAGAUCUCAGUAGCGACGAGUAUACGGAUGAGGAUGCGGAUGAACGCACCUCGAUAAGUCAGGGGGCUAAAAUUGGGCCAACGACAAAACGGAAGGCAUCAUCGGACAUUGAGCAGGACGAUGACGAAGUACAAAUAGUGACGGACGAUGACGAUGACGAGGAGGGUGAUAGUGACCUAGAGGAUGAGGAUGAUGAGGACGAUAUGCUAGACGAGGACCAGUAUGAUGAGGACGACGAGUUGAUCGAAAAAAUAACCAAACGGACUCACAACGGUAAACACACAGAAAUUAAGUACUUUUCCGAUAGUAGUGGAUCGCCGCCGGAAAAGAGCCCUAAACUGAGGGUAAACUAUCGCAGCUAUCAGCAAAAAUUGGCAGCAACUCUCCGCAAACGAACGUUUAAAAUAUUAAACAAGAGAAGCAUGCACGUUAUGGAAGACAGCGGCGAUGCGCUUAUGGUGUGUUCGGAUACAAAAAUCGUCAAUCUACCGACUAACUUAAUACCCAUCUUCACAUCGCCAAAGGAGCUGGACGUGCCGCUCACAAUCCACAAGCUACCACCAACGUCAAUCAAAGCGGAGGAAUUAGACAACAAAUCGUGCGUCUCGACUAGUUCCUCCGAGAGUCUAAGCACAGCCAAAGAUACUGAGUCCGAGAAGGGAGACUCGGAAGUACGAGCGUCGCCUUUCAGCAGUUCAUCGGCUGAGUCGAUUGAGAAAUCUUCAAGCGCCAUUUCGAGCACGACAUCGAGCGUAAACGUCGACGAAAUGCCUACGGCGACGGCAGUAGAGGUGUCGGAGAAGAUUGCCGACUCGAGUGACGAUGCCGUGUCAGUGCUAGCGUCGUCCUCUACCUCGUCGAAGAAAUCAAUCACCGCGACCACGCCGACGGUAAAUAGUUCCGCGAGUACGGAACCAGUCGAGCAAAAGCCCAGCAAUGAGGAGGGCACUAACGAAGCAACCAAAGCUAGUGAGGCUCCAAGGGAGAUGUCAUCAGCUGAAGACGUAGCUGAUGUUUCUCCUUCUGUCGCUCCUUCAAAAACAGCAGAACUUCAACAGCCGCAGCAAACACCUGUUGUUACACAAAGCGAAACUUGCCUGAAACCGGAGACAGACGUUGCCUCGACCACGGAGAAGCAGUCGAGCCCAUCUCCGACGAAUAUUCCAGAGCCCACGCCGGAUGAUGUGAUGGCCGGUAUUGACGACUUCAUGGAGCAGAAUGGUAGCGAAGGCGAUGAUGGGAAGAAUGAUUUCAACGAGGAUCUAACAUUCCAGAUGGACGUUGAAGAAACGAUCACAAAUAACAUCUCGUCGAGCAAGAAUGUUAAAGCUGAAGAAGGUGCCAUCGACUUAACGUCCUCUUGUGAUCAGUCGAAAGAAGAACAAGAACAGAAUGGGAACUCCCAGGAUAAAACCAAUCAACGAUCCUCCACAAUGACUGCCGGAACGACAGGAGAUGGGGGUCUAAGUAUCCAAGACAACGGCAUAUUCACUUCCACACCCGUUAUCGAUCAGAAGAAGGUGCAGCGAAAGCGCCCAGAAGGAGAACAAGCGGACAAUGCUUCUACACUCCCGGUAAAGCGAGAACUCGACGAACCAGAAGCGAUCACUGACGUGUCGGCCGAUUCCGGAGCUCAGAACCUCUCUAAACAGAAGUCCACUGAAAGUGCCAGUAACGUAAUGUCGGCUCAAAAGCCGGGACGAUCGGAAGAUGCUAUACCGAGCACUGUAAACCGAAAGCGAAAACGUUCCGUGAUGGAGGACGCUAACGAAGGUGCGACAAACGUACAAGCUGAAGCUGAACCAGAAGAGCCGGUAGAACCGGCGAAGAAGCUUAAGCUGGAAGUAGACGCCAACUAUCAAUCGCACGAUCGGGUCGUGAACGAAUACAUCGAGACCACGCAGAACACCUCGGUGGACGAAAUCCAGAACCACACCGACGGAUUGGUGAAGGAAAUUCAGUCGCUAAACGAUAUGAUCCGCGAAACGGAGUUGAAGUGGAACAAUCUAUUGCACCUGAAGAAGGUGAAGGAGGAGAUUCUGUUGCGGUUAAACCGUCGGAAGCAUGUGAUCGGUAUUAUGGAUACCCAAUUGGGUGAGGUGUCGGUGUUCAGCCACCUUGAUUCGUCUAACCUGAGUAGUCAGCACCACCAGCAAAGUGGACGGUCGUGCUCGGUCGGUCCACGGCCGCCAACUCCGCCACCAGAGGUCGAGAUACGGCCGGCAUCCGUCACCAACCCGAUGAACUACCAUGGUCAUAAUGCGUCGAAUAGUCAAACCACCGCAAAUGGCACCGCUGGCGGCAAGUCUGGCAGCAACUAUCCGCACUCCCUGAUCUCUAAUCGGCGCAGCAGCAGCAAUAGCGGCGCCGGCCACAGCCACACUAACGUAAGCAGUAGCAGUAAGCGGAGUACAAAUGCGAAGGAUGCCAACAGCUUCGUGUCGCAGUUCAACAGCAGCAACAACGCCGUCACGAUGGUUCCGUUGCCGAACACGACCAGCAUGAUCCUGCAUGCGCGCGCCAACAUGAAUUCGGCCGAGGUGGCGAGAGAGAAGUCAGUCGCGGCUCAGAUCCAGCGGCAGAUUCUGCCCAAACCGAUCCUAAGCAAUCACCAGCAGAUCCUGAACAACCUAGCCAUGUCUGCCGGGCUGACAGGGUCGGGCGGUGCUGGCGGUUCCACGACGGCACUGUUGAAUGGGCACCAUAGUCCCAGUGCAUCCAACUCGACCGGCAACAGCCACCACCACCAGCAGCAACAACUUCAAAUCGGUCGACAGGGAAUGCGUAAGGAUGUGAGCAGUAUUAUAGCGGACUACCGGCAAAAGCAUCCCGAGAAUGUUCCGCGUCGUGGAAGGCGGCUAAAGAACGUCGGUGGUAUCAGCAACAAUGGCGGGUUGACCACAUCAUCUUUUGGGGAUGGUGGUGCUAUCAGCCUUACAGCCCUAUCUGGCGGAAAAUCACCGUCGAUGGCCAACACUCGACCUAGCUCAACGGACAGUGUAGCCAAUCGCAUCUCGGAAUUGUUAGCUGCUGCUGAGAACUCGCGCCCGUCCAGUAACGACUCGAGCCAGAGCAAUUCGAAUCUACUCUCGUCGCUGGUUUCCGCGUCCGGUGCGACCAAUAAUAACCAGCAGCAGUUCUUAAAAGACGUGCUAGCCCAGUUUGCCAAGAUGAGCCAGAAUGACCAGAAUUUGCUGUCGAACUUGCAACUGCUAGCCGGCUCCGCCCUUGCGUCUAGUGUGUCUGCUUCGAGCGCCACUAACACCAUCUCGUCCCCGCAGCAGUCUCCGCAACAGCACCCAUCCACGGGACUCCACCAGCAGCAAUCAUCGCUUCUGUCGAAGGCCUCCCUGCCGGAGGUAACGCUGCACCCAGUGAUGAACUCGACCGCACACUCGGACAUCCUUGGCGGAUCCUCGCACGGCAAUGGAUCGCUCACUGGUGCCAACCUGAGCGCGGUGAACAGCAGCAGCAACUCGCUACUCCACGGCAUUCUAACCAAGUCGGCUUCUCGUCCUGGAAGUGCUGCAGCAGCGGCAGCCGCCGCUGUGGGCAAUUUGAACAACUUCUCGCCAACGUUGGCCCGUCUGCUUACUGGAUCAGAGCGCAUGAAUUCGCAGUCCUCCGCAACUGUGACGUCUGGGGCACUUGCCAACCUCCAGACGAACAGCGUGGCCAGUGGUGGUUUGAAUCUGUCGAAGAAUACCAACGAAAUUUCGAUCACUCCCGUCGUUGGAUCGAACUUCCAGCAAACUCUGCUCGCCCAACAGCAACAGCAGCAUCAGCAGCAACAAUUGCAGCGGCUCCGUGAGCAACACAUGUACAAGGCGGAAUCCUAUCUCAACCUUGACGAUGAAGCGGACGACAGUGUCGAUCGGUUGGUAAUCGACGAAGGAGACGAUUUGAGCCAGCGGGAUGCUGGCUCGCUGCACGGUAAGCGGCGUGGGGCCGAAAUCAACGAGAACGAAGUGCCACAAUGCCAGGGUUGUAAGAAGAUGGAGGCCAAAUUUGUGUGUGCGGGCUGUGGCAACCAGUGGUACUGUAGCCGAAAUUGCCAGGUCAAUGCGUGGGACGAUCAUUCGGAGACUUGUAAUGGUUGAAACGAUCGCUUAGCGCCAGCUCGACGUGAAAAAUUUAUCAUUUCUUACUAAGCUUAAAAGUUUGCUGCCUAGUUGAUGUUCAACCAAGCACAGUUUGAAAGUAAUACAUAGUGUACAUACAUUACGUAAAAAAUGCCACCUAUUAUGCAUAUGCAACAGUAAUUUUUACAUGGUUCACACUAUUCGCGUUAGAAAAAAAGUGAAUAUUAAAAUCGUUUAUCAAACACAGGGGAACAAUCGAGACACUAAUCACUGUAGGCAGCCGACCGCAGGUAGAGGUUUUACUUAGGACACCUGAUAUUGGAUUCUAAAGUAGUAGGGAUUUGAAUGCGUUUGAAGCUGUAUAUUUAGGCUCGUAAGCCGGAUUACAUUGCUUUUUGUCUUGAGUAUGUAACACCCCUCUUUCUCUCUCUUUUGGCACGGCACGAUGUACAUAGAAUCUUACAACAAGCUUACGCCAACACGUGCCACCGGAUGAAAGGAAUAUGAAACAAGGAAUGGAAGUUUUCCUAAAGAUUACCAGACUCGUUCCGAGGGAACGUGAAUAUUAUAAUGUGAUACUUUCAAAUUAGGAAGGGACGCAUUUUCCACGGUUUCCACGUGAUUACCUACUCAUGGCUGGAACUGUGGGUUUUACUUACAUAUUAUUACUAAAACAAACGCAUGAUGCUAGUGGAAUCGGAAAAUUGGACGGUUUUUACAUCCCGUGAAACUAAACAAAUUGUGUUGUAAAAUAGACAGAAGACGCUCAUAAUCAUAGAGCAUUGUAUGUAAACUAUGAAAAGAAGAACGAUAGAGAAUUAUAAACACUGAUCGAACAGAGCCACAGUUUAAGCUGUUUUGUUUAACUUCCCAUGGAUAUGAGUGUAAUGUGAAAGACGUCGCAGGUGCCGUUGAUAUAACCGUUGAUAAUGUGAAAAUGGAUCAUCAAACGACGAUAAUUUAUUCGAAACAUGAAAAGAACUUUGAAGCAUUACUUUGCUUCUAAACGCGUAACAAAUUAACCCAUUUAGUGUGUGGAAUAUCAGCAUAUUAUACAAGCAUUACAUGCAAACCAGUAGUCGUACAUGUUAUUCAGUAACCUUAUUCAAACAUUAGAGAAAAGGAAUUUUGUAACUGUCUAGCUAUAGGGAAGAGAGCGAUCGAGAGCGGAAUCGCUAUAGCGACUCUAAUGAUCGGAUUUGAAACGUUGUCGAACGGUAGAUAAAACAAAACGAGAAAGCCAAAUA
This is a messenger RNA of Anopheles nili, 5801 nucleotides long. RefSeq names its product serine-rich adhesin for platelets-like. NCBI's taxonomy places the organism in Eukaryota, Metazoa, Arthropoda, Insecta, Diptera, Culicidae. The record is from RefSeq and is a predicted model, not a curated record. The transcript has 9 exons. The coding region runs from base 1 to 4572 and encodes 1523 amino acids.